GUGACUUUGAUUAUUACCACCUAACGUCACCCAUUACAUCAUUUUAUCAUCUAUAAAAUGAUUUUAAUUUGUUUAUAAUGUUUAUUAAGUAAAACUAUUUCGCCAACAUAACAUGUCUAAGAUUUUUGCGUUAUACGGGGAACUUUGUGCAACUCACCCAUGGGAAGUUAUAUUUACUGUAAUAACCUUUACUGUAUGUUUUUUGACUUUGGAUAAACCCCAAGGGACAAAGGCCUUCCCACGGACUACCUCAACAUGUAGCACCUGCACUGAAGAUCAUUUUAUAGCGGCCGAUGUAAUAGUGAUGACAAUAAUCAGAUGUCUUGCCAUUCUUUACAGUUAUCAUCAAUUCAGAAAUCUCAGAAAAUUAGGAUCCAAAUAUAUAUUAGGUUUUGCAGGACUGUUUGUAGUCUGCUCCAGUUUCGUUUUUAUAUCUGCAGUAUUAAACAUCCUCCAAAUCGAAGUAGCAGACCUAAAAGAUGCUCUGUUCUUUUUCUUGUUGCUAAUAGAUCUCUCAAAAGCCGUUAAAUUGGCACAGUACGCUCUAACUGCCUCGAAUCAAGACGAAAUAAGUAAAAACAUAGCGAUGGGAGUUGCUGUUUUAGGGCCUACUAUAACGCUAGAUACUAUAGUAGAAACUUUAGUAAUAGGAGUGGGAACUUUAUCAGGAGUUCAGCGUCUAGAAAUGCUAUCGUAUUUUGCAUGCCUGUCAGUCAUUGUGAAUUAUAUAAUUUUAUUAACAUUUUAUCCGGCUUGUUUAGCUUUAAUGUUAGAUUUAAGCAAAGUAAGUGAUUAUUAUAAACAAGAACAAGUUUCAAGAAUACUAGUGGACGAAAAGGAUAAGUCUAAUCCAGCCGCACAACGUGUUAAAAUGAUUAUGUCUCUUGGACUUACUAUAGUACAUAUUCAUAGUAGGUGGUCAGUACCUGAAACUGAAACUCUAGCUAUUGGUGGUAAUAAAACUGUAACUCCUUGUAACGAAUCUAGUUCAUUGUACGGCUUUCUACUUAAACAAUUUGCCCUAAGCGCUGAUCACAUAGUAAUAUUGGUUGUUUUGGUAACUUUAAUGACUAAAUUUAUUUAUUUUGAAAGUAAAGAAGAGUUACAACCAGUAAAUGAAUUUAUUGUUGAGGUUUCCGAUCGAAGAAAAAGCAUAAAGAGGCAAGAAAGAACAUAUUCUACUAGCGUGGAAGUCCAGACUGAUAUACAAAAUAAAGAAACUCUUCUGGAAAGAUGUGAUAGUAUUGACUCAGAUCCUAGAAACUUACAAGACUGUUUACAAUUGCUCCGUGGUGACAAAGCCGAUGAACUUUCCGAUAAUGAGAUAAUAAUGUUAGUAGAUACAAAACAUAUCCCUGCUUAUACACUAGAAAAAGCUAUUAAAAAUCCCGAAAGAGGCGUUAAAAUCCGUAGACGUAUAAUACAAAAUUUUCUGGAAAACAAAGACUCCUUUAAUUAUUUACCAUUUAAAAGUUAUGACUAUACCAAAGUGCUUGGUGCUUGCUGCGAAAAUGUUAUGGGUUAUGUGCCCGUACCUGUUGGAGUAGCAGGACCCCUUGCUUUAGACAAUAAAACGUAUUAUGUUCCAAUGGCAACGACUGAAGGCUGUCUCGUAGCAAGUACAAACAGAGGAUGUAGAGCAAUUGAGAAAACUGGUAUCAAAAGUAGACUAAUAGCAGAUGGUAUGACGAGAGGUCCCGUUAUUCGCUUUAGCUCAAUUGUAACUGCCACUGAAGCAUUCCACUGGACUAAAAAGGAAGCAAACUACUCAGCUUUACGAAGUUCCUUCAAUUCAACCAGCCGUUUUGCAAGACUUCAAAAAAUUUCUACACAUAUCGCUGGUCGUUACCUGUUUAUUAGAUUUGUAGCUGAAACAGGCGAUGCAAUGGGUAUGAAUAUGAUUUCCAAAGGCACAGAACAAGCCUUGAAUACAUUAAAAACGCAUUUUCCUGACAUGGAAAUUCUGAGUUUAAGUGGAAAUGUUUGUACUGACAAAAAGCCGGCGGCAAUGAAUUGGAUAGAAGGAAGAGGAAAAAGUGUAGUUUGCGAAGCAAUUAUUCCCUUUCAUAUUGUUUCUUCAGUAUUAAAAACAAGUUCAGCUGCGAUGGUUGACUUGAAUAUUUCGAAGAAUAUGAUAGGUUCAGCUGUCGCUGGAAGUAUUGGUGGAUUUAACGCUCACGCUGCCAAUAUUGUAACUGCCAUUUUUAUAGCGACAGGCCAGGAUGCUGCUCAGAACGUAUCCAGUAGUAAUUGCUUAACAAUUAUGGAACCUUGGGGUGAAAAUGGAGAAGACUUAUAUAUUUCUUGUACAAUGCCUUCGAUAGAAUUAGGAACAGUAGGUGGAGGCACAAUAUUACCGGCACAAUCAGCAUGUCUUAAAAUGUUGGGCGUAGCUGGGUCUAACGAAAAGGUACCUGGAGAUAACGCCAAACAAUUAGCUCGAAUUGUUUGUGGUACAGUUCUAGCAGGAGAAUUAUCACUAAUGGCUGCGUUGGCAAGUGGUCAAUUAGUCAAAAGUCAUCUAAAGUACAAUAGGUCUUGCUCCAGUAAAGAUGCUAUGAGUUUAAGUUGUGAUAUCGCAGGAAGUUUAUGUAAUUUGACUAAAAGCAGUUAAAUGUGAUACUUGUUUUAUAAUUUAAUAAAUUAAUUUAUUUUAUGUUU
Molecule: messenger RNA, 2661 nt
Organism: Diabrotica balteata
Lineage: Eukaryota; Metazoa; Arthropoda; Insecta; Coleoptera; Chrysomelidae
Source: the annotation of a GenBank genome assembly